Messenger RNA from Camelina sativa (false flax), 636 nucleotides. Its product is annotated as protein DOWN-REGULATED IN DIF1 11-like. The record is from RefSeq and is a predicted model, not a curated record. Lineage: Eukaryota; Viridiplantae; Streptophyta; Magnoliopsida; Brassicales; Brassicaceae.
CAAAAAUCUUACGUUCAAAACCAAAAGCAAAAAAUGGCAAAGUCUCUUCUCAUGGUAAUGAUGGUGUCCAUAGUAAUGCUUUACAUGGUUUGUCCGACUUUCUCCCAGAUAAUCAAUCCAUAUACAGACGAGGUAAUAGAAGAUGUGGCCGAUUCUCCAAUUUCAGAUUUCGAUAUUUACGUCGAAUCUCCUGAUGAAGCUCCACUUGAAGAGGCUGAUUCACCCGCAAUGGAGUAUGACACAGAGCUUGCUAGCCAUUACUCGCACAAACAGCUCGAUUUUCUUGAUGCUUGCAUUGAAAAGCAAGGCAAAAAAUGCGGAGGUCAGGUUUUCAAGAACAUGUUCGCUGAGACUCCUCAAAUCACUGAUGAAUGUUGUCAUCAUGUAUUGAAGAUUGGCAAAGAUUGUCAUCUCGUAUGGGUUAAGUUCAUAUUCACCUCGUAUGAGCAUAAAAGUUUUGCUUCUAAAGGUAUUCCAAAAAGCAAACAGUCAUGGAACGAUUGUGUGCGUAGAGUUGGGAGCAACAUUGGCGCUCCGGUCUCUUUGGAGUAUUAAAUUGAUAUUCCCUGAUGCUGAUGAUAUGUCUAUGCGUUUUUGGUAAUUUGAUUGUUACCAAAUUGUUUUUGCUAAUCAAGA